GUGUCGUCCGCUCAUCCAGUCGCCAAAUUCCAACGGCAGGCUGGUUUUGGUGAUUUUGGUACAGGCCUAAGUUGCCCACAUGGAAGCGGUGUUCCGGCUGUGUCUUGCCUACAAAGCACUGACGACAGGAACCUGACCUGCUCAUCGCCGCCAGAGCGGCCCGAUUUGCAUGACGGUCCCCGGAAUCCGGACUCGAACCUUGAGCUCGCUGGAUGCGGUGUGUAG
Messenger RNA from Protopolystoma xenopodis, 225 nucleotides. The record is from the annotation of a GenBank genome assembly. Lineage: Eukaryota; Metazoa; Platyhelminthes; Monogenea; Polystomatidea; Polystomatidae.